Molecule: messenger RNA, 935 nt
Organism: Cylas formicarius (sweet potato weevil)
Lineage: Eukaryota; Metazoa; Arthropoda; Insecta; Coleoptera; Brentidae
Product: ceramide transfer protein-like
Exons: 6
Coding region: 1-870 (289 amino acids)
Biological process (GO): ER to Golgi ceramide transport
Cellular component (GO): Golgi apparatus
Molecular function (GO): phosphatidylinositol-4-phosphate binding
Source: RefSeq, a predicted model, not a curated record
AUGAAGGAGGGACCCCACAGUAUACUUGCCGACGAUGAGUUCUACGACGCCAUAGAGUCGGGCUUGGACAAAAUGGAAGAGGAGCAGGAGCUAAGAGAGCUGCUGAAGAGCGGACAGAUACCCAUCACACCUCCUCCCAUUUCUCCCGCUUGUCAACACAAACUCUGGCCUGAAAUCGACAGAGUGGUAAAACAGCAGGUAGCGAUGGCUCGAAUGGGUAUCGGGGAGUGCGGAACGGGGUGGCAACUGUUCGCUGAAGACGGGGAGAUGAAGAUGUACCGCAGGGAGGAGGAAAUCGACGGCAUGGUGGUGGAUCCUCUCAAAGCGGUGCAUGUGGUCAAGGGCAUAACGGGUCACGAAGUUUGCCAAUAUUUCUUCGAGCCAAAGUAUAGGUAUGACUGGGAAACCACAUUAGAACACAUGACCGUACUGGAAACGAUAGCCGAGGAUACAUUAAUUUUUCAUCAAGUUCACAAGAGAAUAUGGCCGGCUAGUCAGCGGGAUGUUGUUUUUUGGUCCCACUUAAGGCAGUUGCCGAAUGAUCAAGACAGGGAGGGGCCAGAUAUGUGGACCGUGGUUAACAAUUCGACUGAAAUUUCAACUUAUCCGGCAAACUCAGGCAAAUGCGUCAGGAUAUUCUUGACGGUAUGUCUGCUGUGUCAGACUAGAGUGAUACCACCAAAGGAAGGCACAGCUUUGUCAAGAGAUAAUGUUUCAUGCAAAAUAACUUACUGUUCAGUGGUAAAUCCGGGAGGAUGGGCACCGGCGUCCGUUUUGCGGGCAGUUUACAAAAGAGAGUAUCCAAAGUUUCUGAAGAGGUUUACCGCAUAUGUUAAAAAUCAAACGAAAAAUCAAGCUAUACUGUUUUAGCACCGAGAUGAGAGCUUUAUUGUUUUAUAAUUUUUGUUUUAAUUAAUAAAUGUUAUUUUGUGUUA